This is a messenger RNA of Pelodiscus sinensis (Chinese soft-shelled turtle), 4824 nucleotides long. RefSeq names its product axin 2 (gene AXIN2). Gene Ontology annotation, molecular function: ubiquitin protein ligase binding; beta-catenin binding; molecular adaptor activity. Gene Ontology annotation, cellular component: nucleus; plasma membrane; beta-catenin destruction complex. Lineage: Eukaryota; Metazoa; Chordata; Testudines; Trionychidae. Gene Ontology annotation, biological process: regulation of centromeric sister chromatid cohesion; positive regulation of protein kinase activity; positive regulation of proteasomal ubiquitin-dependent protein catabolic process. The record is from RefSeq and is a predicted model, not a curated record.
UUCUCUCGGUUCUUCACUUUGAUGUGCACAGUUAAACCCACAGCUCAGUGUUUGUUGGAAUAGCCCGGAGGACAUUUGGUGCAUGGAAUGACUGAUGGAAACAGGACCUGAGUUGAAAGAAGGGGGGGUGGGGGGUCAGGAGAAGGAGGCGAGGGCUCCGAUCUUUUGUAUUUUUUUACAAGGGGGGGGGGCGGUUGUUGGUAGAAGGAGAGGAUCACGCUGAACUCUGUUGCUUUUACUCAUACAUUCCGUACACCCCCCCCUCCCCAGUUUCGUCCAAUGCUCUCAGAUGCUAUUGCAAAGCCAGAGAGGAGGAGGAGGAAGAAGAAAAUAUAGGGGUGGGGGGGCAAUCGGUGCAACAUUGCGGAUACUUUUGGUGGAAAAGGGCCGGGGGGCUGUUUUAAGGAGGAACGGACCGGCGGCGGUGCAGAGAAAACUACUGAGGAUCAAUGAGAGGAGGCUCAGAGGAUCUCCUGCUGACUUGAGAGAGAGGCGCACACACACACACAGGCACUCACACACACACACACAGAUUACUGAGGACCUUAAGGGAGGCAGAAAAACCCUACCAGAAGAAUUUGUGGAGCCAUGAGCAGUGCUGUGUUGCUGACUCACCUUCCGGACCCCAGUAGCAGCUUUCGGGAAGACGCCCCCCGCCCCCCUGUGCCAGGGGAAGAAGGACACACACCAUGCCAACAGCCUGCAUGCUCGUUUGCCAUGAAAAGCCAAAGCAUCAAGGCCAUGUCAAUUUCUUCCAACCCCAGGAGGAAUGAGGAUGGUCUCGGAGAGCCAGAAGGCAGUGCAUCCCCAGACUCCCCUCUGGCAAGAUGGACCAAAUCCUUGCAUUCCUUAUUGGGGGACCAAGAUGGUGCCCAUCUUUUCCGGACCUUCCUGGAAAGAGAGAAAUGUGUGGAUACCUUAGACUUCUGGUUUGCCUGCAAUGGCUUCAGGCAGAUGGACCUUAAGGAUACCAAAACUUUAAGAGUCGCCAAAGCUAUAUACAAAAGGUACAUAGAGAACAACAGCAUUGUUUCCAAGCAGCUGAAGCCUGCCACUAAGACCUAUAUAAGAGAUAGUAUCAAGAAGCAGCAGAUCGAUUCUAUCAUGUUUGAUCAAGCACAGACUGAAAUUCAGACGGUGAUGGAGGAAAAUGCUUACCAGAUGUUCUUAACUUCUGAUAUAUACCUCGAAUAUGUAAGGAGUGGGGGAGAGAAUCCUGCUUAUAUGAACAGCAAUGGACUGGGGAGCUUAAAAGUGGUCUGUGGCUAUCUCCCAACCUUGAAUGAAGAAGAAGAAUGGAGCUGUGUGGACUUGAAAAACAAAAUCUUGCCUUCUGUUGUUGGACUAUCCAGCAAGACUUUAAGGGUUACAGCAAAUGUCAGAGCUACGGAAACAGCUGAGAAUGGAUACAGAUGUAAAAAUAACUCGACCCCUAUUUUGCUUGUCCUUAGGUCAUUCAAGAGGAGUGAUCCUAUUAAUCCAUACCAUGUGAAUUCUGGCUAUGUUUUUGCCCCAGCAACUAGCGCAAAUGAUAGCGAAAUAUCUAGCGAUGCGCUGACCGAUGAUUCCAUGUCAAUGACGGACAGCAGCGUAGAUGGAAUCCCUCCUUACAGACUGGGGAGCAAGAAGCACCUCCAGAGGGAAAUGCAUCGGAGCGUUAAGGCCAAUGGUCAAGUUUCUCUACCUCAUUUUCCGAGAACCCACCGUCUUCCGAAGGAAAUGACCCCCGUGGAACCAGCUACCUUCGCUGCUGAACUGAUAUCCCGGUUAGAAAAGCUGAAGCAAGAGCAAGAAACGAUGGACAGUUUGGAGGAGAGGCUACAGCAAAUCAAAGAGGAAGAAGAGAAGGAGGGCUCAGAGCUGCCUGCCAGCGCGCAGACCAAUCGGGAGGCAGGAACCAUGCUGCAUCCGCAGCAUCCACUCACUCUCUUACCAUCCGGCAGCUACGAGGAAGACCCGCAGGCCAUCCUGGAUGACCACCUCUCGCGAGUGCUGAAAACUCCCGGCUGCCAGUCGCCCGGUAUGGGGCGGAACAGCCCCCGCACCCACUCCCCAGACCGCCUCCCGGGGGGCAAGCCACUGCCAAGCGCGGCCUUGCCCGCAGCCUGCACGCUCAUCAGCAAAGGAUUUAUCACCAAGCAGACCACCAAGCACGUCCACCACCACUACAUCCACCACCACACCAUCCCCAAGACGAAAGAGCAGAUCGAAGCUGAGGCGGCGCAGCGGGUCCAGUGUUUCUGUCCUGGCGGUAGCGAUUACAGCUGCUAUUCCAAAUGCAAGAGCCACUCCAAAGGGACAGAGCCGCCGCUAGCUCCGCUGGAGCCGUUUGGCAGAACUGGCACGCUGACUAAAAGGAAUGGCAAGGUAACGGAUGGCGUCGCCCAGCCGGCCGGGGAAGCUGGUCUCCCCGUAAUGCCUGGCCUCCAGCUACCUGGGGGCGAGACGGAUCGGUCACAGAACGUCUGGCAGUGGAUGCUGGAGAGCGAGAGACAAAAUAAGCACAAGCCUCAUAGCACACAAAGCACAAAGAAGGCCUACAAUUUGGAGUCCACCAAAGGGAUUCCCAGUGAGCGCCCAACCCGCCACCACCUGUGGGGAAACAACACUCACCCCCGUGGGGUGCAACCUGCCCACCCGUUCGUCCAGGAUCCCACCAUGCCUCCGCUGACCCCGCCCAAUACCCUCGCCCAGCUGGAGGAAGCCUGCCGCAGGCUCACAGAAGUGUCCAAGCCUCAGAAACAAAGGACUUGUUUUGUUUGUCCCCCCAACUUCAGAUGUUCAACCUCAAACCAGCAGAGGGAUCGAAACCACUCGUCUGCUGUUCCAGGGGGAAAUGCCCCUUUCUGUAAUGCAAGCCUAACUACAGAAGAUCACAAAGAGCCAAAGAAACUCCCAGUCGCUCACGCCUCCCUGUCUACCGAGUUGGUUGUCACUUAUUUUUUCUGUGGAGAAGAAAUACCCUACAGGAGGAUGUUAAAGGCCCAGAGCCUGACACUUGGGCACUUUAAAGAGCAGCUGAGCAAAAAGGGAAAUUAUAGGUAUUAUUUCAAAAAAGCGAGCGAUGAAUUUGACUGUGGUGCGGUUUUUGAAGAAAUUUGGGAAGACGAGACAAUUCUGCCCAUGUAUGAAGGAAGGAUUCUUGGGAAAGUAGAGAGGAUUGACUGACUGAUGGAAUGGCAUCUAUGUCUUUGACACAACCUAAGCUAAAGAUGUGUUUAGACACAUAGCCACAGCAGCAAUGACAACAAAAAACUUUGAAGGAACCUUUUGAACCGAUGAAGAAGAAGAAGUGAAGCCUAUGAAGACUUUGCCAAAUUAGCCUUAGAGAAAAAAAUGGCAUUUAUUAUACAUGAGUUGGGUACUGAGAUGAUAAAAAACCAACCAAUCUACCAACCCUGAACUAUUUAUUAAAAACAUGACCACUGUUGGCUAUUGAAGAUGCAGACCAUGUUUGAGAGACUUCCAUACAUAAUAUAUGAUUUCCUGGGGAUCUGAAAUCUAUGGACUAAGAGAAACUGUGUAUAGCUUACCUUACCAGUAAUCCUUAUUGAUAUUUAUUGAACAGUCUGUUUUCCCUUAAAUCCAGUUUAUGGAUAUGCUGCUUUAACAAUGGUAAAAAGAGAGGUUGUGGGGGGAGGGAGGAAAGAGGAGAAGGGGUUAUUUUUUUAUGUCCCACUAUCUACAGUUUUGGAGUUCAGCGAUAGGAAUGCAUUCAUAAUUUCUACCACUUUAAAGGGAUUGAGGUGGAGGUGGGUGAAUUAUGCUUCACCCAGUAUUUCUCCAAGGGAAGUUAAAUGCUUUUCUGAAGAAAUAAUACAUUGCCCUGCCAUUCACUCAUUUAGAGACCAGUGUAUUUUAAUGUAUGCUGCUCUAAUUUGGAAUCAAGGUCAUUACGUGUUAAAUAUUGUAGAUGCAAUACACUGUAGUAACAGCAAUUGGUUUGUUCCCCUUCCCCGGGUGGUGGUGAGGGUUUUUUCUUUUUGUUGAACUCAUUGUGUGGGACUCCAUGUUAUGUCCAGUGCCUAUUUUUCGCAAGGCGGAUGGUAGAAAUGCCAACCUAGGAGGAGAAGCCAGUCAGUUCACAUUUACAUAUUAACACACCAAAAGGACACAUUGCAAAAGUCAGGUUAAAACCCAGAUGUGUAUUCCAUAAAGCUAACCUUUUUUUAAAAUCCUACUUCAAUUUUAGCACAUCUUCUAUAUAAACUAUGUUCAGUGAUGACAGGGUGGAUUUUCCAGUGUGUGUGUGUGUGUGUGUGUGUGUUUACAAAUUUUAAAUGACAUCCAUUCGAGCCAAUGGGAGUUGUGGGCGAAGCUCCUUGUAACCCUUUGAAAAGCUUCCUUGUGUGGGUGCACGUGUGUGAGUGUGUAUCUGUAGGGACAACACAAUCCUUUCCCAAGAAAAAUCUGGCAUUUCUACGUUUUGGGUUUUGUUUUGAUUAACUUAAUCUGAGCAUUCUGUUUGCCAUUGCUACUUUGUAUAAUACGUCUGUAUAUAUUGUAGAAAAUGUAUGGUCGAAAAAAUAAUACACUAUCUCAAGUGUUUUAAAAUUGAUUCAGUACAGUACCUGUGCCUGCAUGGUGUUACUUUGCCAUGUGUCACCCUAUAUUCAGGGUUCAUGUUUUUCCCUUGUUUGUUUAAGGGGUUUAUGUAUAAAUAUAUUUUAUGCCUUUUAUUACAAGUCUUGUACUCAUGACUUUUGCCAUGGCAUUUUGUUUUACUUAUACUGUAAAUUAUGCAUUAUAAAGAGUUUCAUUUAAAGAAAAUUACUUGGUACAAUAAUUAUUGUAAUUAAAGAGAUGUAGCCUUUAUUAAAAUUU